AUGAAGGCCAGAAGGCUUGGGUCGCAAGGGCUCAUGGCUCCUCCUAUGGGGUUGGGGUGCAUGGGCAUGACGGCAUUCUACGAUGCUGCUCAGGACGAAGCGCAAGAACAGUUGUCGCUCAAGACCAUCGACAAAGCCCUGGAACUUGGUAUCAACUUCCUGGACACUGCAUGGAUAUACCAGAAUAAGGUAUCUGGGAAGACGAAUGAAGAGUUGGUUGGAAAAGCCAUCAAGAAGCAUGGAAGAGAAAAAUUCAUCAUCGCCACCAAGUUCGGUGUAGAGUUUGCAGCAGAUAUGACGCCAGUUCCACACAUGGGAAGACCUGAACAUGUUCGUAGACAUUGCGAAGACAGUCUAAGGCGCCUUGGGACAAACUACAUCGAUCUCUACUACAUGCAUCGGAUGGACUCAACCACCUCCAUCGAGGAGACGAUGGAAGAAGUCAAGAAGCUCAUCGCCGAAGGAAAGGUCAAGUACGUCGGCUUGUCCGAGUGCACCGCCGCGGAACUUAGAGCAGCUCAUGCCGUGCAGCCAAUCACAGCAAUCCAGGCAAGCAGCCCGCAGUCUACCUGUGCGCAGAUGGAGUGGUCGCUGCAGACGCGUGAUAUCGAGGCGGAGAUUGUGCCGACAGCUCGAGAGCUCGGAGUGGCCAUCGUGCCAUACUCGCCUCUAGGCAGAGGGAUGCUCUCACAGAAAUUCAAGUCGAGAGAUGACAUCCAAGCCACUGAUAUGCGGAGAUUCAACCCAAGAUUUAACGAGGAAAACUUCGAUGCCAACUAUCAGAAUGCACUCAAGAUCAAGGCUGUUGCCGACCGAAAGGGCUGCACCCCUGCCCAAGUUGCUCUUGCCUGGCUCCUGAACCAGGGGAAUGAUGUUUUCCCAAUCCCUGGCACCAAAUCACCAGAGCGGAUGGAGGCGAGUGAAAAUGCCGGCGCUGUGAACGUGAUCCUGACCCCUGAAGAUCUCGAGGAGCUCAGCAACGUUGACGAGGGCAAGGUACUGCGGCCAGCUCUGGCGUUCACUGUCAUCAUUGAUCAUUUACUUUAA
This is a messenger RNA of Guillardia theta CCMP2712, 1047 nucleotides long. RefSeq lists its product as hypothetical. Bases 1 to 1047 code for a protein of 348 amino acids. The transcript is spliced from 11 exons. The record is from RefSeq and is a predicted model, not a curated record. Gene Ontology annotation, cellular component: cytoplasm. NCBI's taxonomy places the organism in Eukaryota, Cryptophyceae, Pyrenomonadales, Geminigeraceae.